Molecule: messenger RNA, 951 nt
Organism: Trichomonas vaginalis G3
Lineage: Eukaryota; Parabasalia; Trichomonadida; Trichomonadidae
Product: ADP-D-ribose binding
Exons: 1
Coding region: 1-951 (316 amino acids)
Source: RefSeq, a predicted model, not a curated record
AUGUUUAAACCAUGGAAAAAAUCAAAGGCUUCUGCUCCAAAAAAGCCAGUAGUUACACUUGCUGAUCUUCCAACAUGGGAUGUUCAAGGUUCCAAGCUCGAUGCUAAACAAAUACCAUCCUGUGUACCAAAAUACGCACCAAACACGGAAAUUAACAAAAAGAUUUCUUUUUGGAUGGGUGGAGAUAGCACAAAAUUAAAAUGUGAUGCUAUUGUUAAUGCUGCAAACUCUUAUCUUGCAGCAGGUGGCGGUAUCUGUGGGGCCAUCUUUAGUGCAGCUGGAUAUGAAGAAUUACAGAAAGCUUGCGAUGAACAAGGAUAUACAGAGACUGGUGGGGCUAAGAUGACUCCAGGUUUCAGACUUCCUUCAAAAUACGUAAUUCAUGCUGUAGGACCAGUUGGCGUUCACCCAGAGGCUCUUAGAUCUGCAUACAAUUUAACACUUGGCUUCAUGGAUAAUGAUAAAGUUAAAAGUAUUGCAUUUUGCUGCAUUUCUACAGGCAUUUACGGCUACUCCAUCGAAAAAGCCACACCAGUUGCCUUAGAUACUGUUCGCAAAUGGCUUGAAGUCCCAGAGAACUUAGCUAAAACAGAUAGAUUAGUUUUUGUUGUUUUCAUGCCAAAAGAUCAACAAGUUUAUUCACAUUUUGCCCACGUUUACUUCCCACUCGAAGGUGUUGAAUACAAGAAAUCUACUAAGGAAGAAGAAACAGAAGAAGAAGAAAAACAGAAAGAAGAAGAUGUUGUAAUUACAAAGAAACAUCAUGAAAGUAAGGAACAUCAUUCAGAAGAAGAGAAAGAAGAACCAGUUGCUAAAGAAGAAGCCGAAAAAUCAGCUGAAGAUAAGAAAAAAGAAAUUCCAGAAGUAAAAGAAGAAAAACCAGCUGAGGAGAAGAAAGAAGAAAAUGCUGAAGCAAAAGAAGAAAAACAAGCUGAAGAUAAGAAAGAAUAA